AUGUGGAAGCUUAACCUGUUGGUUACGUUGCUGGUGCUACUGCUGGUACAACGUGGAACGGCAGAAGAUGAAAAACCAAAGAUAAGUCUAAAUAUGGACCCUGUUGACGUUAAAACAUGGGGACUACCAUUAGAUAGCAAAUAUCCAGACGUAGUUCAAAUAAAUGAAGCAAAUUUCAAACCAAAAGUUUUGGAAAGUAGAGAUGCUUGGAUUGUCGUGGUAUUUAAGGACAAGUUACACGGGAAAUGGUGGCACCACGCAGGCCACGUAAAGGGGGCGGUAUGGUACGGGUCAGUUGAUAUUGAAAAACAAGAAAAUUUCGCGAAACUUUUGGCGCCUGAAUCUACUGCAGAAAAUAUCGGUAACGGUGUAGCGGUUAUUUUCCCUUUUGGUGUAACCCCUAAGGAGAAAAUCAAGUUCACCGGCAAAAAGAAGAAACGACCUUUGAUUGUGAAAUCGCCAACUAAAGCAGAGGAAAUUAUUUCAAGUUCGAUUCCAAACCAAAUUGAACGAAUGAAUUUUAAACCAAGCCGAAUGAAGAAGUUUCAGGAUUGGGUUGUUGAUUCAUAUUAUAAGUCAAGUCCACCCAGAUUCCCAGUACUUUGUAUUACUGAUGAACCGGAACCUACUAUCCCGGUUUCAAUGUUGGUCCUCUCGAAUUACUUUUCUCGUUUCUUCUCUUUCGCUCUCGUAAGAAAAGAGGAUGUCAGCAGAAUGAGGUUACAGUUCAAGGAAGUCCCUGAACCAAAAGUCUACCCUCACUAUUUGAUGUUAAUGGGUAAAGAGCCAUCUAAGGAAGAAAUGGACCGAGGAUCUUUCGGGAUGCAUUUCAAUAUCUUUCCUUUCCUCGCUGAUAAAUACGGAAGAUCUGAGUUAUUCACAUCUGUGGUGAAGUUUCUAUUCACUGCUAAUGAAGAUUACAGAAAUCCUGCAAUAAAACAUCAGAAAUGUCAUAUCUUAAACUGUACUUGUCUCUACAGGAGUUACCAGGACGAAGAAGUGACGAAGCGAUCAGUGAAGCUAGAAUGUCGUUGGUUCGAGACUCACUGCGUAACAGAGUCGAACUAG
Messenger RNA from Ciona intestinalis (vase tunicate), 1068 nucleotides. The record is from RefSeq and is a predicted model, not a curated record. NCBI's taxonomy places the organism in Eukaryota, Metazoa, Chordata, Ascidiacea, Phlebobranchia, Cionidae.